This is a messenger RNA of Eremothecium gossypii ATCC 10895, 3666 nucleotides long. RefSeq names its product Net1p (gene NET1). Gene Ontology annotation, cellular component: nucleolus. Lineage: Eukaryota; Fungi; Ascomycota; Saccharomycetes; Saccharomycetales; Saccharomycetaceae. The coding region runs from base 1 to 3666 and encodes 1221 amino acids. The record is from RefSeq and is marked provisional. Gene Ontology annotation, molecular function: phosphatase activator activity; rDNA binding. Gene Ontology annotation, biological process: rDNA heterochromatin formation; negative regulation of septation initiation signaling. The transcript has a single exon.
AUGUAUAAGCUUCAAGUGGUGCUUGUUCCACCGAGCAUUGAGACGGAGCUACCGGUAGUUGGACUACCUGCAGGAUCGCUCGAUAACAGCGGGUUCGCACAGGGCCACGCUCAACCAAUAUCCACUUCUAGCAUAGCAGGGGGCAGGGGCGAAUUUUCAUCCGGGAUAGGCAACACGUCGGCCAACGCGGUUUAUCUAUCGGGACUAGUUGGUGCACAUAUUCGGCGUGCACGCGGACGUAAAUUCUUGCACUUCACAAAGCCGACAAAUAGUCUAUACGAACUAGCAGAUGAGAUCGUGGAGAAAUGUGCCAAGAUGUAUCCAGGGUUGGCAGAAGAGCCGGAGAUUGUGACGCUACAAGAUGUGAACGAGUGUGAUCUGGACCCAGACUUCGUGGUGAAGGAUGUGUUUAACAUGGACAACACGGUACGCGUGCUGCUACGGAAUGACUUAGAUGAAGCCGCGGGGGACCGUACUAUAUACAUGAAGAAACGCAAACUGAACACGGGUGCGGCGGGCGUACCCGCAGCAGGGGGCUCUGUACAAGCGGCCGUCCUUAACGUUGCGAAGAAGCGUGCAAGCAUUAAGACAUCGGCAUUGCGUGUCUCAACACCAUUAGCUAAUCAAAUCUACCCACCUCCCACGAAGAAGCAGGUGAAUUCGGACUUUGAGGACGAUGAUGUGGCAGAUAAAUCCAUCCUCCCGCCGCCACCGCCGCAGUCACCUCCAAUCCGCAUUAGUUCCGGUAUGGAUCAGAAACGUAUAAACAUGAACGACAACGCUGUAUCGAAAUCGGAAACCGUGGACCCAAACAAAUCGAGGCAGCAGCGGUUACCUUCGGGAACUCCUAUGAGGCCGGUUAGCAUGGUAGAAACGCCGAACAGGGUUAGCUUGACAGGUCCCACUGUUCUGUCUGAAUCGACGGUUUCACAGAAAAGUACAGCUACGCCUAUAAUUACGAAUAUUCGAAUAACCUCAGGCAUGCUGCGGAUCCCCGAGCCUAGGCUUUCGGAAGUGGAGAAGGAACUCAAGGAAGGCCCUGCAAGCCCUGCUGUUGACCUUCCCGCGAGACCGUCUAGAAUCCCGAUGAAGAAACCUUAUAACCCAAGUAUGCAACAAGACGAGGAUCUGAGUUCUUCUUCCUCUUCCACAGAGGAUAAUGUUCCCGCUGUGCCAUACGAGAACGAGCUAGAGCGUAGUGGGCCGACUAUGGCUACGCGCCAAUCUUCUUCCACCAUUGCAGAUGACCAGGGUUCUCCUACGAAAAAGUCCCGAUUUGAAAAGAACAAUAUUGGACUGGUGGAACUGCCUUCUCCUAGGAAGAGCUCUCUGGAAAAGAAAGUAAGUAAGCUGAACAAGGGUUUGGCUUCAGACAAGGGUCAUGAGGAUUCUACAGGCGGCAUUACUAGAAAGGAUCACUUUAGCGACGAAGAAUCAGAGGCUUCUCAGAAUGGCAGUGUGGUAGUGAAUCGGCCAGAAACCCAACGGGAAAAGAGCUUCCAAAAAUCAGAGCUACUGAAGAUUUUUAAUAGCAAGCGCUUUGAUUUACCACCUAGGUUUAAGAACUCUGCAAGCGAAGAUGAACCGACCUCAAGUAAUCAAUCCCGUAAGAAGAAACCCUAUGUUACUGUGCUGAACAAAGACAUAGAUAACUCGUCACCCGAUCCUAGGAAUAUAAUUCCUCGGCGUACUCAGAGACACGCCGCUCAAAAGGCUGCUCAGUCUAUUUCUUCAGGCACGUCGAGGUCUAAUGUGUUCUCUGGGGAAGAAAAAAAUAAAUAUAGCGAAGAAAACCAGGGUGAUAAUAUUGCAUCAGAUGAUAAUGAAGGUGUAUAUGUCCACGAAUCGAACGCAUUAAAGAAGCUGAAUGUACAUCCGUUGAAAGAAUCGGUUGUGCAGGAUACUCUGACGGGGGCUCAAGAUAUCAACAACCCUGUAUCAAGCAGGACAGUACAUCCUUCUAUUUCUGAGCAUGCCGUUACCGCAGCUGCUUCAGGUACUUUGUCGAGUAACCCUGAAUACAGGGUGGCCCCAAUUGUUACUCCUACUUUGAUGUCGUCUGCAGUGCCAGGGAAGCCAGAAGCCAUUCUAUCGAAACAGGGGGAUCCCCCCGCCUCAACAGCAUUAAAGCCCCAACUCGCUCCCGCCAGGAAAGUUGAAUCCACACAGAAAAAGCAAGCAGGGAAGAAAUCCGAUACAAAUCAGCCAUCUAGAACAAAUUCAAAGAAGACAGGCUUGCCCGCUGACACAGCGGUUCCCUCGUCCCAAAAAACGGUUCGCGCUAGGGCAGCUCAAAUAGAUGCGCAAAUUAAGCAGACUGCGACGAGUUCCCAGUCGCCAGUGGCUGAGUCCCAAUCUUCGGUUUUGAACUCAGAAGAAGCAGUAGCUGAUAAAUCAGAAGUUGACAAUAAUAGCUCUACACAAGACAAAUCAUUGCAGCAAAAGACGUCUAAACGGAAAACACCUGUGAAGAGGACGGCUAAUGCUGACAAGAAAGCGGUGACACUUAAGAGAUCUAGUAAUUCAAAGGGGAAGGAAAAAGACACCGAAAAGGGCAAGGAAAGGAUAAAGGAGAAGGAGAAGGAGAAGGAGAAGGAGAAGGAGAAGGAAAAGGAAAAAGUUUACCAAACUCCAGAAUUUGUUGAAAGCUCGGAUGAUGAGCGGGCGGAUGCUAAAACUCCUCUAGAAAAGCAUUCAUCUGACCGCCCAAAGAGUGGGUCUCCGUCGAAACAUGAAAAUGGUCAAGAGAAACAAGAUUCAUUCUCUGGUAUAAUUCUAAAGAAAACAGCGAUUGAAAAGGAUAAAGUUGUUGCGAACGCACCACAUAAAGUCAACGAAAAGCCUAUGACUGCUGAUGCAGGGUCUACUAAUCUAUCUCCUUCCGGCAAGGUUUCAAAGCUCGAUGAACUAAGGUCGAAGUUUACAAAGGGCAGAUUUCCGCAAGGGAGUUCCCAGAAACAAAUUCAGCAACAGAAAAACACGCCUAAGACUUCGUCAAAGUCAAUCGUACCUACAGUUAGUGAUAAAUUUAAACCUAUGGAUUCAACAUCCGGAGCCUCAUCUGAUGAUAGUGCUGACGAUGAUGACGAUGAUUCUAUGGAUUCCUCGACAGAAGACGAAGGGAUAAGCAUGAAGAAACCACGGAGAGGUAUAGUGCAGCCCCCCAAAGGCUCAGUAAGUGCCCCAGUGAAGCAUGUGCCUCAAUCUUUAUCUUCUGAAUUGGAAGGGGUGCCACAAUCCACCCAAAUUCCGAAUGAAGCGACAAAUACGGCCCCGCUAACUAAGUUAUUGGACCAUAUAUCUCCUCCAUCGACAGCAAAAACGAUUACUUCACGAGGAGUAACAGAAUCUAAAGGUACAAGCAAUCGCUCUUUGAGCUCUCUUUCGGAUUUGGCAUCCCGCGGAGUGCCGGACGUAAGGGAAAAGGGAGUGAAUUAUAAGAAAACUGCACCAAAUGUUGUUAAUAACUCUAGUUCUGACGAAAGCGAACAAGAGACAAAUGAUGGUAGCGAUUCUAGUGACUCUGAUAAUAGUGACAGCGACUCCAGCGAUUCAUCAGAUGAUGGUAACAACUUUAUUAGCGCAAAAUCCGCCUCGAAAGCCCUUCGUAAAAAUAAGGCAAGUAGUGGAUUUGCCUCCUUGAUCAGAGAUUCUCAGAAGAAAUGA